Molecule: messenger RNA, 1208 nt
Organism: Diabrotica virgifera virgifera (western corn rootworm)
Lineage: Eukaryota; Metazoa; Arthropoda; Insecta; Coleoptera; Chrysomelidae
Exons: 3
Coding region: 420-1208 (262 amino acids)
Source: RefSeq, a predicted model, not a curated record
AUCUCGCAAAACUCUACGAAACUACAAAGGAUUUCUGACUAACAAGGUUAGUGAAAUGUCUCCUCCAGAAUAGACGCUUCUACGUAACGCUCCAGUCCAAGAACAGUCGGUGGAGGGACCAAAAAAAUGGGCUACCACAGGGAAGUGUCCUCGCGCCGAUUCUAUACAACAUAUACACCAACAACCAACCCAUACACCAACAAGCAAGGCAAUUUAUUUACGCUGAUGAUACAGCGGUGAAAGCUCAGGGAAGAACCUUCAAGGAAGUCGAAGUGAAACUGACAGAUGCCCUGGGAGACUUAGCUCUAUACUAUGAUAAAAACCAUCUGACACCCAAUCCCACAAAAACCCAGGUAUGUGCUUUCCACCUGAGAAACAAGCAUUCCCGAAGGUCGCUGGAGGUGGAAUGGCGUGGUCAGAUGCUGGAACACAACAAGACGCCAAAAUACCUUGGCGUCCGUCUGGAUAGAACUCUGUCUUACCGAUACCACUGUCAAGAUGUCAAGAAGAAAGUAAGUGCCAGAAAUAAUAUCAUCCGCAAGCUAACUAAUACAAAAUGGGGAGCACAACCACACACUCUCCGCACUUCUGCCUUGGCAUUAUGUUUUUCGGCCACGGAGUUUGGAGCAUCAGUAUGGGCAAACUCUGCUCACGCAAAGAACGUCGACGUGGCUCUAAAUGAAACGGUCCGUAUAAUAUCGGGUUGCCUGAAACCGACACCUAUCGAAGAGGUAUACCCCAUUGCUGGAAUUGCUCCACCACCUAUCAGGAGGAAGGUCACGUCAGAGGUAGAACGGAAAAAGCAGGAGACGGACCGAAGACACCCCUUAUAUGACCACCAAACUCAGCCAAGCAGACUAAGAUCUCGGAAAAGCUUCCUGAAAACAUCAAGAUCCAUCCCCGAAGCGCCAGAGACGCGCCGAAUACACCUAUGGCAAGUGUCAGCUACCGCGACACAUUUUCCUCCCUCGGAGGAAAUGGCUGCUGGACACAAUUUACCGUAUCCGACUUGGAAAGCGCUAAACAGACUAAGAACCGGCGUUUCACGUUGUGCCAGUAACCUGAAAAAAUGGGGAUACCAGGAGGACGAUACCUGCGACUGUGGCGCGGUUCAGACCAGCCGGCAUCUACUAUCAUGCACAGAGAUGAGAGAGACCUGCACAGAACAAGACUUAAUUAUAAAUCAAAUGUGCCAAAAAUUCUUAUAG